CCUUUCUUUUUUCUCUCCGCAUCGCAUAUUGAAUAUUGGAUAUUGAAUAUUCAAUAAUCAACCCUCUCCUCUCCUGCCACGCAAUUGCCUCUGCUGCAUGACCUGUCGAUCGCGACAUGAGUUGCUGAUGUUAAUGCUAAUGGUGAAUCAGACCGCGGCUCGUCCUUGCCUCGCCCGCGCCUCCUUGAUUCAGCCCGAGCAACCUGUCUUUUCCGCCCACGACAACGACCGCCCUCUGCCUUGGUCGCUGCGAGACCUGCUCGAUCCUUGCCGAUUCUAUUGCGUGACGCCCUCCCGACUAUUUGACGUGUCGCUACAGGGGACUUUCGCGUGGUGGUUGUAGGUUUGGUUCACUUCACGUGGAGACCCGAGUUGAUGGCCCUGUGCUUCCUUUAAAGCUCUCGACCUCACUGCUGGGCUCAACUUCUGUCGCCGUACUCAAUCUUUCGGCCAAUACUCAUCGACAAGUACAAUUAGGAUUGUCUCGC
Messenger RNA from Talaromyces proteolyticus, 488 nucleotides. RefSeq lists its product as uncharacterized. NCBI's taxonomy places the organism in Eukaryota, Fungi, Ascomycota, Eurotiomycetes, Eurotiales, Trichocomaceae. Bases 98 to 343 code for a protein of 81 amino acids. The transcript has a single exon. The record is from RefSeq and is a predicted model, not a curated record.